GGAGAGAUCUGGGAAUGUGCAAAGCACUGGGAUUUAGUGUUGCAGAUGGAAUUCUCAUCAAUUUGGCCUAUGAUAUUUCUGCGUUUUGUACCAGUAUUGUUGCUCAAGAUUCCAAGGGAAACGUUUACCAUGGUCGGAACUUGGAUUAUGCUUUUGGAGAUAUUUUACGCAAGAUUACAAUUGACGUGCAGUUUAUGCAAAAUGGGCAGGUAGCGUAUAAAGGUACCACAUUUAUGGGCUAUGUGGGCUUAUGGACCGGACAGAGUCCACACAAGUUUACAAUCUCUGGUGACGAACGAGAUAAGGGAAGAUGGUGGGAGAAUGCAAUAGCUGCUUUCUUGAGUCGAAACGUCCCAGUCAGCUGGCUUAUCAGGGAUACCCUGAGCAAGGCUGCAGACUUUCAAGCUGCCGUUCUCAAACUGGCUGCGACCCCGAUCAUUGCGGACGUUUACUACAUCGUUGCAGGGACGUCGCCCAAAGAGGGCGUGGUCAUCACAAGGAAUAGAAGAGGGCCGGCAGACAUCUGGCCUCUUGAGCCUACAGCCGGAGCGUGGUUCCGUGUAGAGACAAACUAUGACCACUGGACAACCCCUCCUCCAUUUGAUCAUCGAAGAACUGCAGCCAUUAAAGCUCUCAAUGCCACCGGAUGGGAGAAUAUUAAUUUUGAGACCCUCUUUCAGGUAUUAUCAGUGAGGCCGGUCUUAAACAAUUACACAAUAUAUACCACAGUAAUGAGUGCUGCAGCCCCAGACAAGUACAUGACACAGAUCAGAACCUUGGAGUGAACAUGU
Messenger RNA from Chelonoidis abingdonii (Abingdon island giant tortoise), 791 nucleotides. RefSeq names its product N-acylethanolamine acid amidase (gene NAAA). The record is from RefSeq and is a predicted model, not a curated record. Gene Ontology annotation, molecular function: hydrolase activity, acting on carbon-nitrogen (but not peptide) bonds. NCBI's taxonomy places the organism in Eukaryota, Metazoa, Chordata, Testudines, Testudinidae.